AUGGCCCAACCUGUCUCUUGUUGCUUGCCCAAGUUUGGCACGAGCACUCAUGGGCCAAGGCGGCCUGCUUCGUUGAGGAUCAGGACGAGUCCUUCCCAGACUCUCCAGUUGCUAGCCGCUUGGGACCAAUCCGAGUUAGAUUCUUUACUCAAGGCCACUUGGGCCUUGCUUCUUCAUCGCUAUACUGGCCUAGAGGACAUUUGCUUUGGUUACCAACCGAUUGGAGUUGAUGCCGGUCCCCGCGAUACUGUUACUUCUUCCGAUACCCAUAAUAAUAUUCCCUUAACUUUUAAUCUGACCAUUACCGAGGACGACUCUGUCCAUGCCAUUUUGCGCAACACAAAAAAGCAGAACGAAGCUGAAAAAUGCGGAAGUUCAAGCUCGAGUUGCCACAGUUAUACCCUGUGCAAUACCCUUCUAAUGCUGCGCAACUGUCGCAGUGUUACGAAAGAUCCCAGAGCCCCUCUUGUGCAACCGGCCUUGGCAAUUCCCUUGCCCGAAAAGUGCCGCGUCAGGCUGCACGUCAAAGUCCUGCAGAAGGAUGUCGGUAUCUUCUUCGAAUGGUGGAACAAUGAUAUGUCCACUGAGCAUAUGAAGAGCGUCGCCGACUACUUCGAGCAGAUACUUUCACGCGUACUCUCGGCAGAAGAUACUGCCGCGAGGGACCUGAACCAUUUCUCAGAUCGAGAUUGGUCCAGAGUCUGCAAUUUCAACUCUACCAUCCCCCAGGCACAUGACCGCUGUAUACACGAGGUCAUUCAUGAGCAAGUCCUGGCUCGCCCCGGAAGUGAAGCAGUUUGUGCGUGGGAUGGAAGUUUGACCUACCAAGAUCUGGAUCUCCUGUCAUCCCAAGUUGCUUAUCACCUUCAAGCACACGGAGUCGGCCCUGAAAAAUGUGUCGCUCUGUGUUUCAACAAAUCAAAAUGGAAUGUAGUGGCAAUGCUGGGUGUUCUGAAAGCUGGCGGUGCUUUCGUCCCCCUUGAUCCAACACAUCCAACCUCUCGUCUACAGUCGCUGGUGCACGCUGUGCAAGCCAAGGUCAUGCUUUGCUCCAGAGACCGAAUAGGAGAAUUGACUGGGGUAGCGGAGAUGAUAAUACCACUGGACCAGGCUAUCAUAGACGAAAUCUCCCUUCAAGCUGAAGAAAUCUACUCAUUGCCGGAUGUACAAGGUCACAAUGCAGCCUACGUGAUAUUCACUUCUGGAUCAACAGGAGAACCUAAGGGUACCAUGCUAGAGCACAGAGCCUAUGUAUCCGGAGCCGCUGCCCAUGCUGGACCGCACCAUAUGUUUUCGACUUCACGCGUCUUGCAGUUUGCGGCACACACGUUUGAUGCCAGUCUUGUCGAGAUCUUGACUACCUUGUUGCAAGGCGGCUGUGUCUGCAUUCCAAGUGAAGAAGAACGCUUGAGUGACAUAGUCAAGGUCAUCAACGAGAUGAACAUAAACCAUGCUAUUUUGACCCCAUCCUUUGUUGAGUUCAUUGAUUCCUCGCAAGUCCCAGGUCUUGAGACCUUGAUUCUUGCUGGAGAGGCGAUGUCACAAGGCCAGCUGGAAACAUGGUCGUCCGCCCUCCACCUCAUCAACGCCUAUGGCCCCACAGAAAGCUCUGUUGCUGCCGUUGUUAACGCCAAAGUUACACCAUCUUCUGAUUGUCGGGAUAUUGGACUCCCCGUGGGCGUACGUUGCUGGGUUGUAGACCCGAGCAAUCAUGACCAAUUAGUACCCGUGGGUUGUCCGGGUGAAUUACUGCUUGAGGGACCGACGCUCGCUCGAUGCUAUCUCAACAAUCCUCAGAAGACAAGUGAAGCGUUCAUCCAUGAUCCAGCCUGGAUGAGAAGGGACGGAUUAAAUGACUGUAACCGGAGAGUGUACAAGACGGGUGAUCUGGUAAGAUACAACUCCGACUGUGGCUCACUGACGUAUAUAGGCAGAAAAGACACGCAGGUGAAGUUUCAUGGACAGAGACUUGAGUUGGGCGAGAUAGAAAACCAGCUGGCUGCCGACCCAAUUGUCAAACACUGUCUAGCUUUUCUUUCGAAGUCAGGGUUCUCUGCAGGCAAAUUGGUGGCGGUAAUAUCCUUAUCUGUUCACUUCGAAUCUCAACCGGAAUCAAAUGCAGCGCCACUCAAGCUCCUUGAUACAUCGAAGAAGACCUCUAUCGUUGCAGAAGUUCGCGAGAGAUUAUCAGCUAAACUACCAACCUACAUGAUACCCUCCGUUUGGCUGUGUGUGGAGGCAUUGCCGUUGCUUCCGUCUGGGAAGCUGGACAGAAAGGCGACCGCAAGAUGGAUUGGAGAUAUGGAGCGAGACCCGUAUGCCCAAGCUAUAAGCGCCAGGACUUUGUCUGCGGAUAAAGCCACACUUCCUUCGAGUGCCACGGAGGACAAACUCGCUGCGAUCUGGAGCCGGGUUCUCAAUAUCCCCCGAAGCCAACUUGCCCUUGACGAAGGCUUUUUGAGUCUAGGUGGAGACUCUAUUGCCGCCAUAACGUGCCUCGGGUAUUGCAAGAAGCAAGGAAUGGGCUUGACGGUACAAGAGGUGCUUCAUAGCAAGUCAAUCAAGGAGCUGGCUACUCGGGUAAAACAGAUCGAUCAAUUUGUUGUGUACGAAGAAAAGAUCGAUGAGCCCUUUGACCUUUCACCAAUCCAGAAGCUUCACUUCAUGGUCCGAAACGAGGGCCAAGGCCACUUCAACCAAAGCAUUCUUACACGCCUGAACCGGCACAUUGAUGAGCAUAGCAUGCGACGUGCAAUUGAGACCAUUAUCAAUCGUCACUCUAUGCUCCGCUCUCGCCUGGUCGAAUCAGACGUUGAGGGGAUAAUGCGGCAAAGAAUAACUCAAGACGUAGCAGGGUCUUACCGUUGGCGUUCUCACAACAACAGCAACCGAAGCGAGGUCGACCAUGCUAUCUCGAACAGCCAGUCAUGCAUCAAUGCCUUCGUUGGCCCCGUACUUGCAAUAGAUGUCUUCUAUGGAAAUGACCAUUCCCGCCUGCUGUCACUCGUGGCUCAUCAUAUGGUAGUCGACAUUGUUUCGUGGAGGAUUAUUUUGGAAGACUUGGAAGACCUACUGAUGAACCCCGAUCAACCGAUAUCACAGAACGGCUCCCUUCCGUUUCAGAACUGGUGCCAAAUUCAAGCAGAUCGUUGUCAAGAAGCGACAGCUGAACGAACCAUGGAUCUGCCUGAAGUUCCCGCACCCGAUUUUGCCUACUGGGGACUAAAAAGCCACCAAACCACCUAUGGCGAUGUGGAUUGUGAAACGUUCGAUCUUGACAGUGAUAUUACUCGCCACAUACUGACUGGGUGCCACGAAAGUCUUCAAACAGAGCCAAUCGAUCUUUUUCUAGCAGCUUUGCUACACUCCUUCGGCGAAACGUUCAAAGACCGAUCAUUGCCAGUUAUAUACAAUGAGGGACAUGGGCGAGAAGUCUGGGACUCAUCAAUAGAUAUCUCUCGCACUAUCGGCUGGUUUACCACACUGUAUCCCAUUCUUCUAUCGGAACUUCCUGCAAAAGAUCCAACCGAAACGGUUGUACGUGUUAAGGAUUUGCGACGUUGUGUUCCGGACAAUGGUCGACAUGAUUUCGCUCGUCGUAUGUUGGUUCCACGCGAAGAUGGGACUUGUCGGCACUAUAGCCCCAUGGAGAUGUCUUUCAACUAUGUGGGCCAGCACCGUGACCUACAGAGAAAGGAUGGGCUCUUCCAACUCAUGGAUCAGAUGGCUGGAGAAACAGGCCGCGGAGGUGCAGCGGCUGAUUUUGGUGAAGAAACUCCUCGCUUUGCACUGUUCGAGAUAUCUGCGAUGGUUGUGCAGGGUCAACUUCGCUUUAUCUUCUCCUUCAAUAGGAAUAUGCAGCAUCAGAAUGGUAUCCGUAACUGGGUACACUGCUGCAAAACAUUACUGGCAUCCCUGGGCGAACGCUUACAGGCUCUCCCACCGAAACCAACGCUAAGCAGUUUCCCCAUGUUAACAUUGACAUAUACCGAACUCGAUGCGUUGGUGUCGAAAAAAUUACCGGAUGCCGGUAUUCAUAGUCUUGAUGAUGUUGAGGACAUCUAUCCUUGCUCCAGAAUGCAGCAGGGCAUUCUACUCAGUCGCUCUCGCGAUAGCUCACUUUAUGCUGUACAUGACACAUUCGAAAUAUCCGGGCCAGGAAGCACACCCGACAUCAACCGAUUGAUACUUGCCUGGCAGAAAGUCGUUGCUCACCAUGCAAUGCUACGGACUAUAUUUCUGGAGGGGUUGAGCAGCCACGACCUACAUUGUCAAGUGGUGCUCAAAUCGUUCGAUUCCCGCCCAACUUACGUCGUAUGUGCGAAUGAAAGCGAAGUGCUACCUACAUUUGACAAACAGCAACCGAUGAGCUACGAUAAUAGUAUACCUCCUCAUCGGCUUACAAUCUGCCAAACGGCUUCUGGGAAGCUGUUUUGUCGACUGGAGCUGAACCAUGUCGCCAUGGAUGGCGCAUCAAUCUCCAUCAUCCUUCGGGAUCUGCAAUUAGCGUACCAAGGAAAGCUCGAAGAACCAAAGCCGAAGUUCAAAGAGUAUAUACGCUACCUUCGUGAGGUUCCCCAAGUCGCAAGUCUUGACUAUUGGCGCAAUUAUUUGUUGGAUGUCCAACCUUGUCAUUUCCCCGUGCUCAAUGACGGCAAAGGCUCUGUAAGGCAGCUUCGGACCAAGAGAUUGGGCGGUGUGCCAUUCAAAGAGCUACGAACCAUCUGCGAUAUGAAUGGUCUGACCCUUCCGACUGCCUUUAGUGCUGCAUGGGGAUUAACGGUUCGCUCCUUUUGUGGAUCAGAUGACAUCUCCUUCACCUAUCUUGCAUCACUAAGAGAUGUCCCAGUAGAGGGCGUUGAAUAUGUUGUUGGACCUGUCAUCAAUACCCUGACCUGUCGUAUGCUGUUUGCUAAAGGGACGUCACUGAAGGAGAUCCUCGCAAAAGUUCAACAGGAUAACCUGGACAAUUUGCCGCACAGGCAUAUCUCACUCACGGAGAUCCAGCAAGCUUUGGGACUAACAGCCUCAUUGGCUAAUAGUGGUAUUUCUUACCGGAAGCUUCCCAAUCAGAAUGCUUUGUCAAGCGAGGAGAUACAGUUCUCUGAAGUGGGGACAAUUCACGACCCGGCAGAGUCGCCCGUUUUUGUCAAUGUUGAAGCUACAGAAGACGACGCACGUAUCGACCUUAACUACUGGACAGACCACCUGUCGGACGGGCAAGCAGAGAAUGUCGCGAGCACAUUCCUUAAAUCGGUUGAAAAUAUUGUGCACCACUUUGAGGAUGACGCCCAUUCAAUUGACAACUUUAGCGACGCGAACAGACAAAGCCUAAUGCUUUGGAAUAGCGAAGUCCCAAAGUCCAUCGACAAAUGCAUGCAUGAGAUAGUUGAUGAGUGUGCGAAAUCCCACCCUCACACCAUGGCAAUUUCUGCUUGGGAUGGAAACCUCACUUAUGCUAAGCUCAAUGAAUUGUCAUCGCUACUUGCAACGUACUUGACAACACUAGGGGUGGGCCCCGGAACAAUCGUGCCCCUUGAUCUCGCUAGAUCCUCCUGGCAAGUUGUAGCCAUCUUGGCAGUCAUGAAGACAGGUGGUGUAUGUGUUCCGGUGAACCCAGCCCGACUGCCACAACAUUUCGAGACUUGGCUCGUCGACAAUGAGAUCCAGGUUGCCCUAGCAUCACCGACUCAAAUGCAACUACUCGAAGGGGCCGUUCCAUAUGUAAUUUCCGUGGAGAGCUCUCUGUUUGAAUACCUUUCAGACAGUGAUGCAGUUUCAAGCUCACCAAUUCAGCCAUGCAGCGAUGCAUAUAUCGUGUUCGGCGCUGAGAGUCCCAAGUGCAUCUUGAUUGACCAUCGUGCAAUAACAACCCGGGCAAGCGCGUUCGCUUCAGGUCUUGGACUAAAUGCACGAACAAAGAUGCUCCAAUACGCUCCCUAUACUUCUGACAUGUUCCUUCAAGAAGUCUUCGGCACGUUCCUGUGCGGUGGGUCUAUCUGCAUUCCGUCAGAUGAAGACCUGGCAGACCUGUCAAAAGCCAUCAAGACAAUGCAGGCGAACUGUGUCAGUAUCACACCCUCAAUGGCGAUGACUCUAAGAUUCGCAGAGGAUCUGGGGAUAAAGGUCCUUGCUUUAUGGGGUGAACACCCGACCAAGCAACUUCUUACCGCCCUGCCUGGAGGAAUCCAAGUGCAUGCAUUCUAUGGAACGCCAGAAUGCUCAUCUUCUUGCAUUCGAUCCUCUCAGCUUGACGGAUCAUGCGAAUCGUCAAUUAUUGGGUCAAGUCUUGGAUGUAAAUCUUGGCUUGUAGAUCCCUCCGAUCACGAUAUUUUGGUUCCGAUCGGCUGCGUUGGCGAAUUGAUGAUAGAAGGCCCAAGUCUUUCUCAUGGUUACUAUCAAGAUGCGGAACUCACGCAACAAUAUUUCGUCGAAAAUCCCUUUUGGAGACUGGCAUACGAAUCCCAGCCAUCAUCAGACAAAGACAAGAACACGGACGCCCAGAAGCUGUCCUAUCGAUUGUUCAAGACUGGAGAUCUUGCUCGCUACAACUCCGAUGGCACACUCGUUUACGUUGGUAAGAAAGAUAGAGGAUUGCAUUGGCAGCGACAGACAGCGGCCAUUUACGUCGAAGAGCAAAUCGCAUCUCUCUCAUCCUUCAAUGCCCAGUAUGUCGUUGAGGAGAUCAGCAAGAGAAAUGUCGAUUCUCCCCGAUCGUCUCUGGCCAUCUUUUUCUCUGAUGAGGCCGUCGACUCCAAGGGACACCACCAGCCUAUUGCACAAUUGUCACCUGAGCUGCACGACUCAAUGAUCAGGCUGUAUAAAAAGCUGUCGAGCUCCUUGCCAGCGAAUUCUGUCCCGAGACUGUAUUUUCCGACGUCUAGCAUACCACUGAACUCGUUCGGUAAGCUAGACCGCCAGCUGCUGAGAAAUGCAGCUCAAAAUCUGCCAGAAGGAUUGCUGUCUAGAUUCGACAUCAAAAGCUUUGACAGCUUCUGGAAAGGGCAGCUGGCCACAUUGGCGGUUUCGCCAGUGUUCCCGCCACCCCGUGGCUCUUUGUCUCAGCCGAGCACACCGGUCACCAAGCAAGCAACAAGAAACAUGCAGAUGGUCUGGUGUGAUACACUCAGAUCAAUGACCGAAGGUACACGAUGUGCUAUCCUUUCUGCAUGGGCUCUUACUAUUCGCGGCUACACCAGCUCCCGUGAUAUUGUUUUUGGGGAGUUGCUGUCAGAAGUUGAAUUGGCCUCCACUGAGCGUCAGGACAAUUAUACGCAAGCUGCAACUAUCGUUCCCCGACGCUUCCAACUCAACGAUGAUUGGACCGUUACUGAGCUACUGAGCAGGGUGAAGAACCAACUGGAGUCAGCUAAGCCCUACCAAUGGGCUGGAAUAAGUCAAAUUCAGAAAUUGAACGCUGAUACGGCGCGCGCCUGUGAUUUCAUGAACUUGAUCUCUAUAACGGACAAUCGUGGCCUUGAACCAAGUCUAGUACCCAUGAAACAGCAUGACAGCAAUCUGUCCGGUUAUCCUUUGAUGGUUGAUUGUAUCCUUGGAGAUGCUACGCUCGAACUCUUGAUUAGUUACGAUGACAGCACUUUAACAGGCACCCAGAUCGAGCGACUGGCUGCCCAAUUCUUCGCUUGUGUUGGACUUCUUAACUCCAAGGCUAGCAUGAGCAAGACAAUUGGUAUCUUGUCCAGAGACAACAUGGACUUUUGCUCCUUCCGCCAUGAUGUUGCCUACUGGAAAAACUACUUGGAGGAUGUUGAAGCUUGUCUUUUCCCGGCACUACGUGCACGUGCGGAGGAAAAUACUCAUGCUGAGACUCAGAUAAUACUCCAGAACACCAAGCAUCUACAUGAUCUCAGUGAACGUGAACGUCUCAGCAAAAGCUCACUUCUUCAGCUUGUUUGGGGCUUGGUUCUGCGAUGCUACACAGGCCUACAAGAUGUGUGCUUCGGAUAUCACAUUUCAGAUGCAAGCGACAGAUCUGCCAAGCCUGGAGUUGCGAAUAAGCCAGAUAUUUCAGGUACAUUCCCGUGCAGAAUGCUCUUGAAUGGUGAAUCUAGGGUUGCGGAAAUUUUGAGAGAGCGACUGCAAGGACUGAAUCAAAUGCAGCAGCAUCGGUUGCCGUGGGAUGAAGUCCAGCAAGAGCUUGGGUGUAGCGACAUUUUCAAUACCGUUUUCACUUGUUCAGAACAAUCAAGUGACGCAGUAAAUGUGGCUGGUCUCGCUGAUCUUGAUCCGAGCAAAUACCUGAUUACCGUCAACGCCACUCUAGCAGAAUCAUCAGGAGUCAUUAGGUUCGGCUAUCAAAGGAGGCACUUCUCAGAAACCGACAUGGAAGGCGUCCUUGAUUGUUUUAAUAAUAUUCUGGGACAGUUACUCCAAUUUCCUCUUCCGGAUCUUUUGGUAGGCGAGGUUGACUUUGUGAGUGAGCUUUCCUGCCAGAAGAUAUCUGAGUGGAACUCGGCGCUGCCAGACCGUCCAGUGCUAUGCGCGCAUGAGCUCAUCCAACAGCAAGCCUUGGAUCGUGCUACGGCUCCUGCAAUUUGUUCUUGGGAUGGCAACUUCACAUAUGCACAACUUGACCGAUUGUCGACUCUCCUAGCAAACCAGCUGGUGGGCUUAGGGGUCAAGCCCGACAUCUUUGUUGCAUUGUGUUUCGAAAAGUCCGCAUGGGCAGUUGUUGCACAGGUUGCUGUUUUGAAAGCUGGAGGAGCCUUCGCUUCAUUAGAUCCAGCUCACCCAGAAAGCCGCCUACAAGGCAUGAUCGAUGAUCUUGGCGCUCAGGUUAUUCUCUGUUCUGAGACACACUACGAGAGAGCCUCCAGCAUCUGUCGUCGCGCAAUGAUCGUAAGCAAUAGCGCACUUGAACAACUUUACCACUCACCCUUUGCUGCUCCGACCCAAGAGGUAACCGCUGAUAACGCAGCCUACGCCAUAUUCACAUCGGGAACCACAGGGAAACCCAAGGUGACAGUACUUGAGCAUGUUGGACUUACCCUAGCCUGCACAGAGCUCUCCAGGGCCUUCUUCAUAAGUUCAGAAACACGCGCUCUGCAGUUCUCAAGCUAUACAUUCGACGUCAGCAUAUUGGAAACUAUCAUAGUCCUUGCUGCUGGUGGUUGCAUUUGUAUCCCUAGCGAAGAUGAGCGCAUGAACAAUCUUUCUGGAGCCAUCAGAAAGAUGAACGUCAACUUCAUGAGCUGUACUCCAUCUAUCGUUAAUACCAUGGACCCCAAUGCUGUUCCUUCAUUGCGAACAAUAACUCUCGGAGGAGAAAAAAUGACUGCAAGCCAUUUCGAGCGAUGGGCUGACAGGUGUGUUAUUAACGCGUACGGUCCGUCAGAGGCUACUGUCGCCUUUACGUCAAGCACAAAAUACGACCAUGCAGGAGUACGCCUUACUGAUGACUAUGGUUCUAUUGGCACUGCUAUUUGUGGCAGGACAUGGAUUGUUGAUCCCCAAAAUCACAAUCGACUUGUGCCCAUCGGCGCACCCGGAGAGCUCGUUCUUGAGAGUUGCACUGUUGCUCGUGGGUAUCUCAAUAAUGACGGGAAAACCAAGGCUGUUUUCAUCCGGGACCCGGAGUGGACUCAGCGUGAAGGGCUACAGCAUGUGUUGAGGCGCAAAGAACGGAUGUAUCGCACGGGAGAUUUAGUGCGCUACAACUCCGACGGCUCGAUUGCUUUCAUUUCGCGAAUUGAUACACAAGUGAAAUUGAACGGUGUGCGCAUCGAAUUGGAAGAAGUUGAGCAACAAUGCAACAACUAUCUUUCGACAGAUACUCAGGUUGCCGUUGAGGUUGUUACUCCAGAGGCCAAAACUAUAUCAAAAUGCUUGGCUGUCUUCUUCACCAUUGACGAGCACCAAAUGAAAGAUAUGGCGAAUGGUGAAUUCAUUCUGCCCAUGUCAGAGUCUGUAGUUCACAUGGUCAAGAAGCUACACGGUUCCCUAAGCGCUUCAUUACCGCUAGCUAUGGUGCCCAAGCUUUACUUCCCCAUGCGGCGCCUGCCGUUUGGAAGCACUGGCAAAACUGAUCGCAAAGCACUUCGAGCAAUGGUCGAUACAUUUACCAAGGAACGCUUGAGACCAUAUGUUAUCUUCAAUGUUGGCACAGAAGAACGCUCCGAUGUGGGAACGGAAGGGACAGAGGGCGUUCUCAAGACGCUAUGGGAGGAAGUCCUUAACCUUGCGCCAGGUUCUAUCAGUGCCGAAGACAACUUCUUCGGCAUGGGUGGCGACUCGUUUUCUGCUAUGAAACUAGUCGUAGCCGCGGCAUCCCAGAAUAUUUCACUUGCAGUGGCCGACAUAUACCGAACUCCUAUAUUCAAAGACAUGGCAAAGACAUGUGGAGCGGGUGAGGUACAGACUGGCGUACCAACAGUGGACCCUUUCAGCAUGCUGCCUGAAUCUCUUUCACGCGAUGAUAUUCUGGAGGAAGUCUCUGAUCAAUGUGGUGUGCCUAUGGAUCGAAUUGCGGACAUCUACCCUUGUAGUCCGGUGCAAGAGGGCUUGCUCACACUUUCUAUCAAACAACCCGGAGCCUAUGUCGCUCGACCUGUGUUCCAACUCGCAGAGGGAGCUGACCUUGACAAGUUUAAAGCUGCAUGGCAAAAGGUGGUUAAUGAAAUGGAUAUUCUUCGGACUCGGGUAGUACACACCGAGUCCGCCAACUUUGUCCAGGCAGUGCUCACUGAUGUCCCUAUCCUCUGGGAAACGGCAACGGAAUUGGAUGAUUUAGCAAACGACACUAUUGACCUAGCCAAGAAUAACGGGGGCUUGCUAACUGGAUACGCCAUUGUCGAGUCCGGACACUCGCGCUCCUUCGUUUGGACCAUACACCACGCUCUCUAUGAUGGAUGGAGUGUGUCCCAGAUCCUUCAACGAGUUGAGGAGAUAUACUCGGGUGCUUCAAAACUUAGCUCGACGCUUCCUUACAAGCUCUUUAUCAAUCACCUGGUCCAGCAAGAGGCUCAUUCCUCGGACGAAUUCUGGAAGACACACCUCGCGGCCCUGUCUUCAUGUCCUUUCCCCCAGAACAAGCCGUCACCUGAUACCAUUCGCGUCGGCAAUCGGCAUUACAGCUCGCUUGAGAUUUCUCAUGCACCAAGUGGGCCUAAUUUAACCGUUCCUGAAAUGAUACGAGCUGCAUGGGCACUAAUUGUAUCCGUCCACACCGGUUCCGGAGAUGUCUGCUUCGCUGAAACCCUAAUGGGUAGAAAUAUUGAUAUGCCUGGGGCUAUGGAAGUUGCAGGACCUCUUUUGACAACGGUUCCUAUACGGAUGGCUGUCAACAACGAGCUCUCGAUUAUUCAGUACCUCGAUAAUGUGCGCCAGCUGACCACAAUGAUGCUGCCGCAUCAACAUUCUGGGCUCCAGAGGAUUCGCAAGCUAAGCAGCGACACUGCCCUUGCUUGCGAAUCCCAAAAUCUACUGGUUAUUCAAUCAGAACAGGCCCAUUCGAACACAAGUAUCUGGGAGCAAAAGGAUAACCUGACUGAAGGCGAAUUUUUCACCCACCCAAUUGUUGUCGAAUGCAAGGUUGGCGAAUCGCAGGUGGCCGUAACCCUUCAUCACGACGAGCUUGUUUUCGACAGUUGGCAGGCUAAGAUGCUCAUUGAACAGUUUACCUUCGUUUUGAGUCAACUGUUAUCAAUCUCCAAUGAAGAAUCCAGAAAGAUCGGAGAGCUAGAGGUUUCCAGUUCUCGGGAUAAGGAAGAAAUUGCUCUCUGGAAUGAGAGAAACCUGACUUGCAUAGACAGAUGUGUUCAUCAUAUCAUUGAGGAGAAAGCAUCCCUCCGACCUCAAGCUCAAGCCGUCUGCUCCUGGGAUGGACAACUAACUUACCAGGAGCUUUACCAGCUUGCUUCUUCGUUUGCAGCUUACCUGAAAACUCGUGGCGUCGGUCCGGAGACUUUGGUUCCGAUCUGUAUGGACAAGUCUUUGUGGGCCAUUGUCACAAUACUGGGUGUCCUCAUUGCGGGUGGAGGAUAUGUCCCCCUUGACCCUGCUCACCCAACGUCAAGGCACAAGGAGAUUCUGACAGAAGUCGAAGCCCGUGUCGUUCUCUGUUCUCCCAAGUAUCAAAGUCGGUACACUGGCUCUGUGAAAGCAAUCAUCCCUGUCAGCAAAGAGACAAUCAAGGCGUAUUGUGCUCUUAAAACGGCAACCGCUAAGACUACUAACAACGCUACACCCGAAAACGUUGCAUUCGCUAUCUUUACCUCUGGCAGCACUGGUCGUGCUAAGGGUAUUAUCAUCAACCACAAGGCACUUGCCAGCAGCGGCAUGGCAUUCGGGCCCAUGGUGCACCUUGACGAGAAUUCUCGAGCUUUCCAAUUUGCCUCUCUUACUUUUGAUGCUGCUGUCAUGGAAACACUCGUCACCUUGAUGCACGGCGGUUGCGUGUGCAUUCCAAGCGAAGAUGAACGCUUGAAUGAUGUUGCUGGCGCUAUUCGUCGGAUGAAUGUCUCUUGGUCAUUCCUGACUCCAUCCAUAGCCAGUAUCAUUGAACCGUCAUCCGUUCCAUCUCUGAGGGAUCUUGUGUGUGGUGGAGAGAAGAUGUCUCGCGAAGUCAUCACCAAAUGGGCACAUCGGGUAAACCUGAUGAAUGGAUAUGGUCCAACUGAAACUACUAUCUUCGCGGUUAUCAACACAGAUGUUGCUGCCAAUCCGGAUCCCGCCUGUAUCGGCCAUGGCAUUCCUUGCACCCUAACCUGGGUUGUCGAUCCUGACGACCACAACAAACUAACUCCUCUAGGGGCUGUUGGUGAGCUGGCACUGGAAGGCCCCGCACUUGCUAGGGAAUACCUCAAGAACCCUAAGAAGACAGCAGAGGCUUUUGUGGAUGAGCCGGAGUGGAUUAAGGCCUUCCCUAGUGUCCUACCUUCGCCCAGAAGAAUAUACAAGACUGGAGAUCUUGUCAGAUACAACUCUGACGGUUCCAUUCAAUACAUCAGCCGCAAGGACCAUCAAGUCAAGCUUCACGGGCAGCGCAUGGAGCUUGGAGAGAUUGAGCACAGACUAUAUGAGGACCCGCGAGUCCGCCACGCUGUGGUCUUACUGCCAACGGCAGGUCCCCUCAAACAGCGGUUGGUCACUGUUCUUUCACUGAAUUCUGUAACUGCGGAGAAAAGCAUCAUAUCAGACAAUGCAUGUGAACUUGUCGAUCGGGGUGGAUCUGCACGGGCAGCAUACCAGGAGCUCGUUGCUAUCCAGAAGAGCUUAGAGACACAGCUACCAAUCUACAUGGUUCCACAGGCUUGGGCUCUGAUCAAGCAGCUCCCAAUGCUCGUGUCUGGCAAGCUAGACAGGAAGCGAAUCACAGCUUGGCUGGAGAACGUUGAUGAUGCUGCUUAUGAUCGCAUAAUGGAGGAUUACGACAACAUAAAACGUGGGGAUGUCGAGCAAGACGAGGAGAAAGAGGAUGACCGAGAGACUUCUGUCAAGCUUCUUCAGGAAGUCUUUUCCCAGGUUCUCAACUUACCAUCUCACAAGGUGGGCUUGAACAGGUCAUUUGUGAGCCUAGGUGGUGAUAGUAUCACUGGAAUGGCUGUCAUUUCUCGAGCGCGUAAACAUGGACUCACGCUGACCCUCCACAAUGUGCUUCAGUCGAAGUCGAUAAAGGAGCUUUCUCUAGCUGCUCAGACAAGCGUCAAGACAGUGAAAAGAGAGGAGAAGCCUCAUGAAUACUUCGAACUGUCUCCGAUCCAGGGAUUGUUCGUUCAAACAACAACAAAUUUUCGGGAUUCUUCUCGCUUUAACCAAAGCAUGACAGUUCGCGUUACUCGAAGGGUCGAGCCAACUAGAAUGCAACGCGCCAUCAAGGCUGUUGUUGAACAGCACUCCAUGUUCCGAGCACGGUUGUUCAAGUCUCGCGACGGAAAGUGGAAGCAGAAGAUCAGUGAUGAUGUUGAUGCCUCAUACCGCUUCCGUCAUCAUAUGGUGGAAAAUAAAGAUGCAAUUCUCCCCAAGAUCGCCGAGUGUCAACGGUCUGUAGAUGCUCAACAUGGACCCAUCGUUGCUGCAGACAUGUUCCAAGACAUCCAAGAUUUCCUCGAUGCUGGAUCAUUGUCCCCGGAGAAGCCCCUGUCAUUCCAAGCUUGGUGCAACCUUCAGCUUGAACAGAGCAAGAAACCAAAUGGCAGAGUCCAGCUGCCUUUUUCUAUUCAGCCUCCCGACCUGAAAUACUGGGGCAUGGAGCAGUCCCAGAAUCUCUAUGGGGAUGUCAAGAUGGAAGGGUUCACGCUUGAUGCCGCAGUCACGACACAAAUCCUCGCAGCCUGCAAUAAGGUUCUACGCACCGAGGCUAUUGAAGUCAUACUCUCCGCUGUUAUUCACUCUUUCCGUCGCACGUUUACUGAUAGAGAAAUGCCGACUAUUUACAACGAGGGCCACGGUCGCGAGGCGUGGGACAGCUCUAUCGAUCUCUCAAGAACGGUGGGCUGGUUCACGACUAUGUGUCCACUGCAUGUUGGUGAAGGGUCGGAUCUACUUGACACUUUGAAGCGUGUCAAAGACACAAGGCGUCACCUCAGCAGUAAGAGCCGGUCAUACUUUGCGGAAAGCCUGCUUCAGCCGGAAGGUAAAGAGGGCGAUGCUUUCUCUGUCCCGCUCGAGAUUCUGUUCAACUACCUUGGCCAGCUGCAACAGCUAGAGCGCGAUGAUUCGCUUUUCCAACAUUAUGGUGAAGCCUUCAACGCGGAGACCUUCGAGAUGACAGGGGACAUGGGCUCGAAGACACCUCGGUUUGCUCUCUUCGAGAUCUCGGCGCUUAUAAUCAAGAACAAGCUUCAGGUAUCGUUCACUUACAAUAAGCACAUGCAGAAAGAACAGCGGAUCAAGGGCUGGAUAUCUGAGUGUAAACGAGUGCUGGAGCAUAUGUCUCGUUUCGAGAGCUUCACAUCUGAGCCGACACUCAGCGAUUGUCCCUUACUCCCCAUCACUUACGAAGGCCUGAACAACAUGGUCAAGAGAGCAUUCCCAAAGAUUGGAAUUGAUAGCUGGGAUCAGGUUGAGGAGGUUUAUCCCUGCUCCCCAGUACAAGAAGGUAUCCUUCUUAGUCAGCUUCGAGACCCGGAGGAAUACCUGUUCCAUGUCAUCUUUGAAGUGCACCCAUCCAAGGGUAGCAAGGUGGAUACAAGCAAGCUUCGAAAGGCAUGGUCCAUGGUUGUCAGCAGGCACCCUAUCUUACGGUCUGUCUUCAUUGACAGCAACUACAAAGGCGGAUCUUUCGACCAGGUAGUGGUCAAGUCACUCGACGAUGAGGUCAUUGAGUUCCAGUGCCCUGAGUCGGAUGCAUUGGGUACACUUGGGGAAAUAAAGCUGCGCGAUAUCAAUGCUGAGAGAUCGAUGAAGCUCGCCCACCAGAUGACCCUCUGCAAAACAACUUCUGGGCGAGUCCUGUUCAAGAUUGAGAUGAACCAUGCCAUUAUCGAUGGCGGGUCGGUUGAUCUGCUUCUUCGGGAUCUCGCCCUCGCAUACAGUGAUCAGCUUUCUGCCGGAACCGGUCCACGUUUUAGUGAUUAUGUCAAGUAUAUCAGGGAACAAUCCCAGGGAGAAGCAGUGGCACACUGGGUGAAGUAUCUUUCUGGCGUGCGACCUUGUCACCUCCUGGUAUCUUCCAAAAAGAGCGGUAGCCACCAGCUCGGCGAGCGCAUGAUAUCUUUCAAGCGCUUCUCUGAGUUGCAAAGAUUCUGCGAGGAAAAUUCCGUCACACUCGCUAACUUGACCCUCUGUGCCUGGGCAAUUGUACUCCGGAAUUGUACAGGAUCUGAUGAUGUCUGCUUCGGAUAUCCGUCUGCUGGUCGUGACUCCCCUGUUCCUGGGAUCCAAGAUGCGGUCGGUAUCUUCAUCAACAUGUUGUGCUGUAGAGUCAAAUUCUCUCCCGGACAAACUCUUCUUGAGAUUGCCAAGAAGGUACAGGAUGACUUUGUCAGGAAUGUGCCGCAUCAACACUGCUCUCUGGCUCAGAUCCAGCAUGAGCUUGGAAUGCAUGGAGAGACGCUCUUCAACUCAACUCUUUCCAUUCAGAAUCGCUCUGCCAACAAAGGCACUAGAAAUUUGCCGCUCGACUUCGAAGCCCAAAAGGCCCAUGACCCGACUGAGUAUCCUGUUACUGUAAAUGUGGAGACUACCAAGGGCAAGGAGGGAGUUUUGCUGAGGUACUGGAGCAACGCAGUGACCGAAGCACAAGCAAAGGAGCUAGCGGAAGCUGUUAACAAGGUCUUUACAUGCUUCAUCGAGGAGCCAUCCAAGCUGGUAUCGAGCUUGAACCUCCUUAACAAGCUACCGCGGAACCGUUCGCAGCACACGCACAGGGAGCCCCUUAUUUUGGACCAGUUGAUUGACAGUCAGGUCCUACAGAAGCUAAUUGACGAUCGCGUGAAUGAGAUAAUCAGCCAAAUGCUGAAGGAAGGCAAGCUCGCCAUACCCCUUCCUGAUCAGAAGACUAGAUACUCGAACAGCUCUGUUCAACUCAAGAUGGUCGAGGCUUCGCUCCAGGAGGAUCCCAUAAUAGACGAAAAGGAUCUUGCAAACUCAACACCAUCCCUAACAGAUGAUGGCAGAAGCUCAAGUGACAAUGAUAGGCGCCUUUGGGACCUGUGGAAGUCGACAUUAGGGCUAUCUUCAGACACUAUCCAAUACCGGAGUAGCUUUUUCAAGCUAGGCGGUGAUAGUAUUACAGCAAUGAAGAUGGUCAGCGCUGCACGAGAAGAGGGCUUGCAAAUGACAGUGGCGGAUGUGUUCAACAACCCGAUCUUCGAGGACAUGCUGGCUACGAUUACUCCGAGCAGCAGCCCGACCUCAAACGCCGAUACCCAGUGCGCAAACAACAUUGAAAAACUCCUGGAGGUUAAUGAUGCCCUUCCAGAUGCUACCCCACCGCAGGAUAUCUCGGUGCUUAGGCCAAUGCAGCUCGAUGCCAUGUCUCUGCUUGAUGUCAUCUGCCCUAAGAUAGGGGUGUUCAAAGGAGGAAUUGCUGAUGUUCUCCCUGUUACGGACUUCCAAUCCAUGUCGAUCGCUGCCACGCUCUUCGGAUCGAGGUGGAUGCUGAACUAUUUCUUCCUCGAUGGAAGUGGUCCUCUAGACCUUCGACGACUGAGGGAAAGCUUCUUGAGGGUGGUCGAUGCUUUCGAUAUCCUUCGAACUGUUUUUGUCUGCCACCACGGGCAGUUCUUCCAGGUGGUGCUGAGAAAAGUCCGACCGGACAUUUUUGUGCAUGAGACGGAGCAGAGUCUAGAUGAGUACACCAACAGCUUACAAAAACGGGACCGCGAACAAGAUCCACGCCAAGGUGAGCAGUAUGUGCAGUUCUACGUUGUCAAGAAUAAGAAUAGCGACCAGCAUCGCAUCUUGAUCAGGAUGUCGCAUGCCCAAUUCGACGGCGUUUGUCUGCCAAAGAUUAUGAACGCAAUCAAGCUGGGAUACGAGGGCAGCACCCUACCUCCAGUCUUCUCCUUUUCGAACUAUAUGCGGAUGCUUCCUGGAAACAUCACCCCGGCACACUACCACCACUGGUCAACAAUACUCAAGGGCUCUAAGAUG
Messenger RNA from Aspergillus niger, 17556 nucleotides. RefSeq lists its product as uncharacterized. The transcript is spliced from 9 exons. The record is from RefSeq and is a predicted model, not a curated record. The annotation marks the transcript as partial. Lineage: Eukaryota; Fungi; Ascomycota; Eurotiomycetes; Eurotiales; Aspergillaceae. Gene Ontology annotation, molecular function: catalytic activity.